This is a messenger RNA of Cynoglossus semilaevis (tongue sole), 1391 nucleotides long. RefSeq names its product NADH:ubiquinone oxidoreductase core subunit S8a (gene ndufs8a). The transcript has 8 exons. Gene Ontology annotation, biological process: mitochondrial electron transport, NADH to ubiquinone; mitochondrial respiratory chain complex I assembly. Gene Ontology annotation, molecular function: 4 iron, 4 sulfur cluster binding; NADH dehydrogenase activity. Lineage: Eukaryota; Metazoa; Chordata; Actinopteri; Pleuronectiformes; Cynoglossidae. The record is from RefSeq and is a predicted model, not a curated record. Gene Ontology annotation, cellular component: respiratory chain complex I; membrane. The coding region runs from base 148 to 780 and encodes 210 amino acids.
CGGACAGCUACAGUCGUACCACACAUUUCUAACGGCAGACAAAGUCGUGACGUACCAACGCUUCCGGCACACGCACAGUCCGCCUCCUAAAUCGUCCGCUGUUCUGGUUCAGAAGGCCAAACAGGGAUAUUUCGCAGCAAUAUUGUCAUGGCUGCUACGCUGCGCUUACUUUACUGUGCAUCAAGGCCAGUCACUUCGAUAAGCAGUCACAAUUUGAUGAGAUGCUUCAGCAUUUCUGCACCAAGAGCUGGAUUCAAGUAUGUGAACGCUCUGGACGUGCCCAUGGACAUGAAGUCCAUCACUGACCGGAAUGCUCAGGCACUCCUUCUUGUUGAGAUUGCGAGAGGUAUGAGCAUGACAAUGAGCUACCUCUUUAGAGAACCAGCCACUAUAAACUACCCAUUUGAGAAGGGUCCACUGUCGCCUCGCUUCAGAGGAGAGCACGCGCUCCGAAGGUACCCAUCAGGGGAAGAACGCUGCAUCGCCUGUAAGCUAUGUGAAGCCAUCUGCCCUGCGCAGGCCAUAACCAUCGAGGCCGAAACUCGCGCUGAUGGAAGCAGGAGAACGACUCGCUACGACAUCGACAUGACCAAAUGCAUCUACUGUGGGUUUUGCCAGGAGGCCUGUCCUGUGGACGCCAUUGUAGAGGGUCCAAACUUUGAGUUUUCUACUGAGACCCACGAAGAGCUUCUGUACAACAAAGAGAAGCUGCUCAAUAAUGGAGAUAAGUGGGAAGCUGAGAUCGCUGCCAAUAUACAGGCUGAUUAUUUGUAUCGAUAGUCAUGCACAAACGUUGUACAGUUAACCUACACCAACCAUAGACUAUAUAUAAGAGAUGGACUAAGCAGUCUGGUUUUAAAAAAUGUAUCCAUCCUGGAGCUACCCCAUUUAUGACAUCAGCAAACAAGUGUUUAUGGAUCCGGUCACUCGUUUUUGGUCUUCAACAGAACACAUGUCAAUUUGUAAAUAAUGGUCAUAUUGAUUGGAAAUUGAAAUAAGUAAAUUGUGCCUGUGAUUUGUGGCUGACAUCUUGAACUGUCCAACAGGGCCUUGGUUGCAGUCGAACACCAUAAUGUGCAGGUUUAGGUUUAUCUUGGUUUUGGUUUAGCUGGAGAACUUCCUCUUUCAGUUGAUGUUGAGAGACAGCACACUUGGCUGACAUGUUUCCAUUCAUUUUCUGAUAUCGUUUCCCUCUGACAUCUUUUAUUUAUUGUUGGGUGACGCAUACAGCGGUGGCUCUGUGUUUAAUGAGACCAUGUGAUUAGUCUCCUUACCAACAAACGUGGGCACUGCUACAACACUGUUUGCAGUAGGUAGUACUCUUCACACAGGAUGGAUUCCCGUCAUUGUUCUGUCCCUGUCCUGUCGGAAAUAAAAACAAAAUACUGGGA